AGGGGGCGGCCGCAGUGGCCGCAUUUCAGUCAGUUUCUCGCUAUGGAUGGAAGACUCUACGUCUCAAUUGUAUGGUGUUUGUCUUGUUUUGUGGUGAGCACGAUCAGGUCGUCACCGGUGCACGACUCGAGACCACUCCGUAGGCCGCUCUCAACAAAUUACGACGAUGAAUAUCGGACUAAUUACGCCGAUUACGAGCAAAGUGAGCAGUGGUCGCGACCUCGUCGGCCCAGCACCACUUCGGCGGCCCUCAAGCUGACCCGAGGUGCUCGCAGCGCCGACCACCCUGACCUGCAGGUGACGGGAAUCAGGGUGGAGGUUGCUGAGCGCGACCCAACCUAUGAUGAGAAUGGAGUGCCCGUUCUGUUGGUGGGCAUGACGGCCACAAUCAGACUGUUUGGUCAAGGCUUCACAAAUGAGACCUCCGUGGCGGUCACGUCGGUGCCGGGCCUGCGAGGCGAGAACUGCCAGCAUCCAUCGAAUAAAGUCUUUCUCGUUGACGCGAAGAGCAUCAUGAAAACGUCCGCCCAGGCAAUGGUGCAAUUGCCGGACACCGCGCUCGACGGCACCACGUUCUACAUCUGCACCAAGAAGAGCAACAGCAGCAAUUGGGAAUAUGCUGGAGACGAAACAGAGACCUGGCUUCAAAUCAAGGCCUUUCAAAAGAUGCUGCCCCUGUGGCUGGGCAUCGUCAUCAUCGUUGUCCUGCUGGUGCUCUCAGGACUCUUCUCAGGCCUCAACCUGGGCCUGAUGGCGUUGGACAAAACCGAACUGAAAAUCGUCGUCAACACCGGCACCGAGACUGAAAGAAAACACGCACGGGCCAUCGAGCCGGUGCGGGCGCACGGCAACUACUUGCUCUGCUCGUUACUUUUAGGUAACGUGCUGGUGAACUCGACGCUGACCAUUCUGAUGGACGACCUGACCUCUGGACCGGUGGCCGUCAUCGGAUCGACCAUCGCGAUCGUCAUUUUCGGUGAGAUCAUGCCGCAGGCCAUCUGCUCCAGACACGGCCUGGCCGUCGGCGCCCAGACGGUGUACAUUACUAAAGCGUUCAUGAUCAUCACCGCGCCCCUUUCUUAUCCAAUCUCGCUGCUGUUGGAUAAAAUUUUGGGCAAGGAGAUCGGAAACGUGUACAAUAGAGAGCGACUUAAAGAACUCAUCAAGGUCACCAACGAGUACAACGAUUUGGAAAAGGAGGAGGUCAACAUCAUUUCUGGUGCGCUCGAACUCAAGGAAAAAAUCGUCAAGGACGUGAUGACGAGCAUCGAGGACGCAUUCAUGCUGCCUGAAGACGCGGUGCUCGACUUUGAAACUCUCAAUGAGAUUAGAGAAAAGGGAUAUUCCCGUAUUCCGGUCCACGAAAAGGGCAACAGGUACCACAUCGUUAACAUCCUGUACGCCAAAGAUCUCGCGUUUGUCGACUCGCGCCUCAACAUGCCUGUCAGCGUGUUUUGCAAGUUCCACCCUCGCAACUUUGAAUUUGUGUUUGAAGACGUCACGCUGGACCACAUGCUGAAAUUGCUGCGGGAAGGCUCCAAAGGGCAUAUGGCGUUCGUCCUCAAAGUCGUAACUCAAGACGAGAAGGACCCCUAUUACGAGUUGGUCGGCCUGGUUACUUUGGAAGACAUUAUCGAGGAGAUGAUCAAGGCGGAAAUUGUCGACGAGACGGACAUGUGGUCGGACAACCGGACAAAACGACAGUUGGACAGGAACACGUACAAUGUGUCUCUUUUCCUCGGCAAGCGCGAGAAACAAAAGCACGUCCUUUCGCCCCAGUUGACUUUGGCCGCCUUCCAAUUCCUCUGCACUUCGGUUUCUCCAUUCAAACCGGACGUCAUUUCACUUACGGCGCUGAGGAAACUGCUGGAGGAGGACGUCAACCGGCAGAUUAAACUGAAAAGAAAAGGAAUCAUGCAAGAUCCCCAGAGCCUAAUUAUUUACGAAAAAAACAAACCUGCUAAUUUCUUUGUCCUGGUUUUGGAAGGACUGGCCGAGGUGUCGAUCGGAAAUGAAAAUCUGGUCUUUGUGGCCAGACCCUUUACUUCUUUUGGAACAGAGUUUUUCAUGUCAGUUACCGAGUCUGCUUUGGUUGUGACUCCGCCAAGUCUACCCGAAUACCAGCCAGCAGAGUUUCUGCCUGACUACACGGUCAGGGCACACACAGACAUCACAUUCAUCAAGAUUCCGGUGUCUCUGUACAUAGCAGCCGUCCGGGCAACAAAACUCGACAAGAUGCGCGAGGAUGGAGGGGCCCUGGAGGACCUCGACCUUUCAAUGUAUAUGCUCCAGCAAGAUAAGGCACGCAACGAUCUCGGUGCCUCUCCAGCUUCAGAAGCACAGGAAGCUCCACAUUUUGCCAACGCCAGCAGUCCCAGCACUGCAGGCAACGGACCCCUGGUCAUUAAAGAGCGGGACCGCUUCAUGAGUUCCGGUCAAAUCUCGCCGCUGCCGCCAAGCCCGAGUGAAAGUCAAGGUCUUUUGCCACAAGAAAAUACACAAUUUUAGCAGCAGCCCCCGCGGGGUAACUCCAUGUUUCCCCGCAGGUCACGGUGAUGCAGGUUGGACCACUGGUGGUCAAGCACACUUGCACGCAGUGUCCCUUAUUCAUGUUGAUAGAAAUAAAAAGAGAAGAGCAUUCCUUCGAGUAAUUGUUAGAGACUCACUCUCUCGCCCUGUUACAGUAAUAAUUAUUUUACGAGGUCAGUUACCGCUGCAUGUGAUUAGCAAAAAAUAAAUAAAUCAGCCUGAAUUUAUUGGUGUACGACCAGUGUUAGGAAGAUUUUGGACCAGUUUAGGCAGUGCUCAUAGUAGAUUGUAGCUUUCCUUGGCCGAUUUUUGCUCUGCGAUGUUGGUGCCAUAUAUAUAUUUCUCGUAAUAUCAUAACUAAAUGCUUUCAGCCCAUUAUGAAAAGAAUUUCAUGUCAAAUUUAGUCAUUUGCAAGUUCCAUGCCAAUUGCUUGUACAAAUUGUACAUAAUUAUUUGUCAGUUUUAUUUGCACCAACUCAAUCUGUUUUAUUUGUCGGAAACUUUUUGGAGCUGCCUGCUGUAAGAAAAUUGCUCACAAAUGUAAUGUCAAAAUUUUUCAGUAUAGAAAUGCAGCAUUCGACUUGGGAAAUUUUAUAGAAAAGAAAUAUUAUUCGAUGUGAAUUAAUGAAAUAAGAUGGUAGUUGAAAACCGAGAACGCAGGUACAGGCUGUGUUGAAAUGCUAGAUCAGCCAAAUCAUUACAUUAUUGAAUCCUGUACCUGAAUAAAUCUUGUAAGAGAAAUUGUAUUUGACGACGUGGAAAUUAUUGUAUUUGUUAAUAAAAUGUAUAUUAUCAUCACCCUGAAUAUUAUCAUGCAAUUUGGAGUAAAAAGCCAAUACAUAAUUAUUUUUUAUUUCGUGCGAAAAAAAGUACUGUUCUAAUUUUUGACACCGUUAUAGCCAAAAAGUUUUGCAAUGCCAUUUCCAAUGAUGAUAAAAAAUAAUAAUUAGCAAAAUAUUUCAAUCUUGCUUGUGAGAAUAAAUCCUUAAAAAGUUUCAAAAAAGACACGAAAUUUUCAGCUCUUGAUUGAGAUUCAAUGACUCCCUAUAAAACUAACCCAAAAUGCUCUCAUGUUUAGCAAAUUCCGGAGCUAUUAACGUAUUUUGUUAUUCACUAAAUAAUCUGUAUGCUCUGCAAAAUUUAAAUAAAUGUGCUUUAAAGCCACAAUAAUGCCAUCUAACAAUAACAUUUUGUCAAAAGACAAGCAACGAAGUACAUCAAAAUAAUUAACUAUUUGAAAAAUUCUACGAAAUCAAACUAAUUUUCUUAAUCCAUAAAAGUUUAACAAUUGUAUUGGAACCAAUGAUCAUCCCUUAUUGCAAAGACAAAGAGAAAAUUGUGUAAGAAAUAUGCGUACCUGUAUCUAUAGAAAAACAUUUAAUUGUGUCCUCAAUGUCGUAAAAAUAGGAAAAUAUAUUGCUUUUAGUUUUUGGAGCAUUAAACUUGGAUAAAAUUAUUUUACAUGCAAGCAGUGUGGCUAUGUCACAGGCCGUCGCGUCAGAUAUAAUUGAUAAUAAUUAUUAUUAUCUGAUGAAGACGAGUAUGGAUGAUUUAAUUUAAUUUCGUUAGCUACAUAAAAAUGUUAGCAGUUUCGUUAUAAGAAAUAAACAUAAAAAUGAGCCUGAUGCAAGAUUAUUAAAAUAAAAUUAUUUUAUUGACAUUCA
Messenger RNA from Neocloeon triangulifer, 4193 nucleotides. RefSeq names its product unextended protein (gene uex). The record is from RefSeq and is a predicted model, not a curated record. Lineage: Eukaryota; Metazoa; Arthropoda; Insecta; Ephemeroptera; Baetidae. Gene Ontology annotation, molecular function: transmembrane transporter activity. The transcript has 14 exons. The coding region runs from base 43 to 2508 and encodes 821 amino acids. Gene Ontology annotation, cellular component: plasma membrane. Gene Ontology annotation, biological process: transport; magnesium ion homeostasis.